Messenger RNA from Sinocyclocheilus rhinocerous, 1036 nucleotides. RefSeq lists its product as uncharacterized. The transcript has 6 exons. The record is from RefSeq and is a predicted model, not a curated record. Bases 32 to 1036 code for a protein of 334 amino acids. NCBI's taxonomy places the organism in Eukaryota, Metazoa, Chordata, Actinopteri, Cypriniformes, Cyprinidae.
CUAAUUUCAUUUCAGUUGAAAAGUUGUGAAAAUGAUAUUCUUUAUUUUUCUCACAUUAACUGCAUUCUUUGUGUCUGGUGUUUUUAGCGAUGAUACAGACAAAGUGACCAUGAUGAAGGGAGAUUCAGUCACUCUACAGACUGGUGUUAAAACAAUCCACCUAGAAGAUAUGAAAUGGUAUUGCAAUAACAUUCGCAUCGCUCAAAUCAAUGGAGAUCAGAGUUUUAUCUGUACAGAUGUUCAGUGUAAUGAAGGUACUGAGAGAUUCAGAGACAGACUGAAGCUGGAUCAUCAGACUGGAUCUCUGACCAUCAGAGACAUCAAAACCACAGAAUCUGGAGAAUAUGAACUAAAGGUCAUUAAUAACAGCAGCAUCAGUGAAAAGAUCUUCAGUUUUGCUGUUCUUGAUGUUUCUGCAGCUGAACAAGAUCAAAUGAAGAGAAAGUCAGUGGAGGAGGGAGAAUCUGUCACUUUAGAUCCUGGUGUAAUAAAAAACCCAAAUGAUGUGAUGACGUGGUAUUGUAAUGACACUUUCAUCGCUGAAAUCACUGGAGAUCAGAGUAAGAUCUGUACAGAUGAUCAGUGUGAAGAGAGAUUCAGAGACAGACUGAAGCUGGAUCAUCAGACUGGAUCUCUGACCAUCAGAGACAUCAGAACCACAGACUCUGGACUUUAUAGACUAGUGAUAAUCAGCAGCAGCAGCAGCAAUUCAAAGAUCUCCAGAGUUGCUGUUCACGGUGUUCCUGCUGCUCAACGAGAUAAAAAGAAGACCAAGUCUGUAGUGGAGGGGCAAUCUGUCAGUUUAGAUCCUGGUCUAACCAAAAACCUAAAUGUUGUGAUGAGAUGGUAUUUUAAUGACACUUUCAUCGCUGAAAUCACUGGAGAUCAAAGUAAGAUCUGUACAGAUGAUCAGUGUGAAGAGAGAUUCAGAGACAGACUGAAGCUGGAUCAUCAGACUGGAUCUCUGACCAUCAAUUCAAAGUCAAGAAAGGUGUUCCUGCUGCUCAACGAGAUAAAAAGAAGACCAAGUCUGUAG